This is a messenger RNA of Diaporthe batatas, 5321 nucleotides long. RefSeq lists its product as uncharacterized. Lineage: Eukaryota; Fungi; Ascomycota; Sordariomycetes; Diaporthales; Diaporthaceae. The record is from RefSeq and is a predicted model, not a curated record. The transcript has 5 exons. Bases 369 to 2780 code for a protein of 803 amino acids.
UCGGGUACAUGGUGCGGUGGCCAGGCCCAAGUGGCCGCGGCCGGCUAGCUAGCUGGGCCCCUACCUCUCCGUACUUUGAGCCCUGGCCAUCCUCGACCGGCGCGUCACUAGGAUGUUCGUAUCGCGACGACGGACCAUAGCUGGACUCGAUUCACAUUGCCGCAUGGAUCAGAUCAGAGUUAUCACGACAAAAUACUCGGCCGAGCCCUUGAUCGCCUGAUGUGUAUAAAUCAUACGCGCCAAUUCAACCUUAUUUGCUUUUCAGCCGGCACUCGAGUGCUCCCGAACGAAACAUUGCCCGCUGCGACGGCGCCGUCCACAAGCCAGCACCAAGUCUCCUCCAUUAAAUCUAUCCCAGCUUUGCGACCAUGGCUCCUGGUUACAGGACAACGGCCACCAACACGAGGCGCGGAAAUCGGAGCGGACUUGCUGAACAUGAUGAUUUCGAAGGUCUCCCGGUCCGGCAAUGGCGCCGCCAAUUUGUGAACGUUGUGCCCCCUCCCGAGCGUGAAGAGGCUAAGAAGCAGGAUCGCUGGGGUGUGGAACUACCACAUGGGAUGCCAAGGGACACACAUCUUCUCACCCCACAUAACCAAGAACUGCUAAGGCUGGCACGUUCCGGGAAGCUGUACAAGAAGCGACCACUUCCCGAGGAGGAGGACGCCGACGCCGACGGUAUACCCGGUGAAAAGCCCGACAAGAAGGACUCGGCGGCGAGUGAGGGCUACGGCUUCAAAGUCAAAAAGUGGGUGCGGCUAGAGCGUAGCGCUGAGGAUUCGGGGAUCAACCUCCUGGCCCCAAGACACAAGAAUACCAUCUUGAGGCCAUCAAAACAGCUCGGGACACAGGUCACAGGACCUAUGGUCACAAAAGCUACCGUCAAGAGGCUGGACGCGGCUGGGAAUCCGUACACGCAAGAAGUGAUUGUCUCCGACGGACAGGCCGUUGAUGGGGAGAUUAUAUCCACCAGUGUUGUUCCUGCUCCCGAGGCGACCGGCGAGGCGGUAUUGCCCGUGGCGACGCCUGCGAGAAGGAAGCCACCUAUUCCUCAAAAGAAGAAGGGCCGCGGCCGCGGCCGCGGUGGGAGAGGUCGAGGAAGACUCCCACUGGCAACACCUACUCGGCCCGUUCCUCAGCAGGAUGGUUCUACCGAAGUCAAACCCGAGACCGUUGGUCCAGAUGGUGUUAAGAUCGAGUCCGAAGACGUCUCGAGGGCAGUUGGCGACAUGGAAAUGAACGAGUCUAGUGCACUUGACGACGACGACGGGGACGAGGGAUCCGGUGAUGAUGACGAGGGCGACGGUGACGAGAGCGCAACGCCUGCGGCUGAGGGGGAAGACCAGGAGAUGAGAGAUGCCCCUGCGUACCCGCCCUCGGACUCCGUCGCGGAGGCUCUGCCUGCUACCGCGUCGGCGGAGGCGGCACAACCUGUUGCGAACCUAGCACCGCCUCCGUUGGUCACCGACCCUGUGCAGCUUGAGGGAAGCCCGCUAAAGAAUGUGACCAUGCGAUCGCCAACGGAACCUUCACCGCACUUGUCGCCAAUCGCAGCAACCGCCACCGCAAGCGCAGGCGCUGUUCUCUCCGGGGUGCCGGAACCACCCGCUCCGGUACCCGGACCCGCUGAGACGGCCCAUGCAGAGGAUUCAAAGAUGGAAGACGUCACCUCCAUGAGCAUUGAGCCCCAAGAAACCGGCCCAGAGCCGAUUCCAGACCAAGCGAUGAUACCCUCCUCCGAAGACGCGCCAGCACCUCCUAUUGUCGAGCCGCCCCCCGUAGUUGGAGCCGUACCUGUCGCCGAACCACCAUCUGUCGCCGAGGAACCAUUUGUCGCCGAACCACCAUUUGUCGCCGAACCACCAUCUGUCGCCGAACCACCAUCUGUCGCCGAGGAACCAACUGCCGUCGGAGCCGCACCUGUGGCUGAGCCACCAGCAGUAGUUGAGCCAGCGUCGCGCGUCGAAGAACUUCCAGUGGCACCUCCAAAGGAAGAGGUUCCGUUGCCAACCAGUGAGCAACCCAUGCCCGACCUAGCAGCUGAACUUCUAGAGCAGCAAGCCCCUGCGGCCACCGAACCUGCACCGCCAUCUCCAGUCUUAGCGCCUGCGCCUGCUCCUGUGCCUGCGCCGGCCCUUGCCCCUUCGCCACCGCCAGUCGUACAAGCUCCGGCGGAGGAAGUGAAGGAGGAAAUGAAGGAUGUAGGCACCAGUGACGUCAAGACCGAGUCCGGAGGCGCAGAAAAUGAUGUCGCCGAAGGUGAAGGCGUCGCAGACGUCGUUGUCGAUGACACGAGAGCCGCAGAGGUGGUAGCUGAGACCACCGGUACCCAAGAUGCUGGAGGCGAGGACACAGUUGUACCCGACGACGCACACGUCGGUGUGGCGAAGACAGAGGAUGUGUAUACCGAGGACGUAGGGACUGAGGAUGUAGUCACAGAGGACGGAAGCUUCGACAUUCUGGGUUCAUUAUCUACGAGCCUGAACCAACAGGCUGAAGACGACGUACCACCACCAUCUCUCCCGCCAGCUACGAUUGAAACCGCGAUACCUGAGCUAGCUGCGCCAGGCCAACCCAACGAAGCAGCUCCGGCUGCCCAACCCCCCGAAACGGAUGUGGGUGAGCAGGCCGCUGAUGCUAUGGUGAUGGAUUCCACAGAGCAGACAGGCAAUUUCGGAGACAGCAGCGAGACGGUCCAGGCAGAACAGAGCAGCGACGUCAAAGCAGAAGGGAGUGGGAUACAGACACAGGACCUACCUGAGAGGCCCGGAGAGGAGAAAUGAGUUGCUUCAUAUAUGAUUGACGAUAAAAUUGAGCGGUUCGGCGCGUCGUCACAGGAUCCCAAACAAGCACACGAGCGAGAGCGGUAUUGAGUAUCGACAGGUCAAUUGACUCCAGAGGGUCCCUUCGCAGUGGAGAAAAGUGUUUCAGCAGUACUGGAUAUGGCAAUUGAUGUUGUUCUAGAAAUAAUUCUUUCGCGGGCUCGGGGAUACGGCCAUUCAAUUCUAUUCUACCGGAUUCGCAACAGCGCGAAAAGUCUCCGUGUCCGUCCGCUCCAGGCUUCGUCGCCGUCUGUGAUGUGAAAAAUCCGGAGUUCUCCUAUUUGCCAGGGUGUGUCUGGCCAAUCUGUUACCAGCCUGUGGAAGUCACCCCAAUCUACUUAUCCCCUCUACCAGCUCACCUCUAGAUUUGAAGCAUCGCCCUGGCUUCUCUUGAUCUCAGUCCCCCUUGCCCCCCUCCCCCCCGUUCUCGGUCCAACCCAGCCGUUCGCCAUUCCCAGGAUAACCAAAGCCAAGUACGAGAACUACACGGACAGCAUCUCGAUCUCCUCCCUCGUGAAGCCAAAUAGAUACAAAAGAUCCAACAGGCUCUCGCCGUUGAGCCUCGCGCCAGCCUCCAUCUGCACCCUCGGCUUGGCGUUCCAGGCGACGCCCAGGCCUGCAGUGGCCAUCAUCUUGAGAUCAUUGGCACCGUCACCGACGGCGACGACCUGGCUGAGGUCGAUGCCCUCAUCCUGGGCGAUCUGCGCCAGCAGCUCGGCCUUGCGCUCGCGGCCGACGAUGGUGCCCCUGACCUCGCCCGUCAGCCGUCCGGACUCGUCGAUGACCACCUCGUUGGCGUGGGCGUGGUCGAUGCCCAGCUCGGAGGCGAGCCACGACGUCAGCGGCUGGAAGCCGCCGCUCAGGACGGCGGUGCGAACGCCGAGCCUCUUGAGGGCGCGGAUCAGAGGGCGCACGCCGGCGGUGGUGUCCAGGGCGGAGCGCAGCUCAGUGAAGAUGGACUCGGGCAGGCCGCGCAGGAGGGCGACGCGCUCGCGGAAGGCGCUCUCGAACUGCAGCUCGCCCAGCAUGGCGCGGUGGGUGAUGUCGGCCACGCGGGCGGCCAGGUCGGGCGGGUCGGUGAUGGUGGCGGCCAGCAGGUCGAUGACCUCCUGGGUGAUGAGGGUGCUGUCCAUGUCGAAGACGACCAGGCGCGGGUGGCGGCGCCACAGCAGGUCGCGCUGCAGGGCGACGUCGACAUUCCACUCGCGCUCGAAGCGGUAGAUGAGCUCGUGCUUGCGCAGGUCGGCCAGCUCCAGGUAGCUCGGGGCCGGGGCGGGCGACAGGGUGAGCUCGACGACGAGCGGGUGCUCGCUGUUGUCGAGGCAGCGGUGGGCCGAGGUCAUGUUCUCGGACCCGGGCGGCAGGGGGAAGGCCGACAUGAGGUGAAGGAAGGAGGUGACACAUAGGGGCGACACGUAGGAGCCGUAGAGGUGGUCGAGGGGCUCGGGCUCGGCGGCGGGCGGCUCCAGGGGGAAGGACUCGGGGUCGGUGGUAGGCGCCAUGUUGGCGGGGAUGUCGGAGCCCUCGGGCUGGGGCGCGGCCGGCUGCUUGUUGGGCUCGGCCGGGGCGUGAGGGGGGGAGGGCACGGCAUUGUUGGAGAUGCGCCUGGUCUUUGUCUUGUAGAAGAGGGUGGCCACGAGCUUUUGCGAGGAGGCGCCGGGGGCAGGCGCGCAGUUGGGGUGGGACAGGUCGUGGUUCAAGCCACUCUCGACGACCUUGGGAGGGUUCUCUUUGGAGGGGACGCCCCGGUAGGCGGGGGAAGGGGUGGGAUUGUUGGCGUCGGCGACGGUAGCACCGGCAGCGGGGCCUCUGGCCGAGCCCGAGGCAUCCUCGACGACGGUGUCGAUGCCGAAGUUGCUCUCGGGCUUGUUGGGCGGGCGGUACUGCUGGAACUCCUGCAGGUAGGAGCUGCUCCUCUUGGAGGCGUCGAGCCGGGGCCGGACCGAGGCGGGCUUGGAGGGGCUGUCGUUGUUAGUCGUCAUGGCGAGGGAGGGUUGCAGUUUCUCUCCUUGUCUCUCCGCGCCAGCACACGUGGUGGUCCCUUCACGAGCGACUUGAUCGAGGGAUUACCGAUGACAAAAGGGCGGCAAGCGGGCCCGGGAGGAUGGGGGCUCUCGAUUAUAUGGAUGGAUAUGUACAACUAGGCAGUAGACUAUCGUCGGGAUGUUCUGAAAAGCCUUGUCCAGGGUCGCGCACUCGCUCACCCGCUAAUCGUCGUUUGAGCGGACGACUGGCUUGGCUUGGCUUGACUUGACUUGGCUUGGCCGGCUGAGUGAAUGACUAAAUGAAUGAAUGAAUGAAUAAAUGAAUGGUCGGUUGAUUGAUUCGUUGAUUGACUGUCCAGAUGGUCGGCUCGAGGCGCCAACACACUGGCUUUGGCUUCUUUGGCUUUUGAGGUUGGCUUUUUGCGCGGUCAGGCUCAGGCUCAGGCUCAGGCUUAUUAGGUGGGCGGUGGGACCUGGUGCUGUGACCUGGAAAAGAGGAGGGAGGGGUCGAGGGGUC